Messenger RNA from Pseudovirgaria hyperparasitica, 1967 nucleotides. RefSeq lists its product as uncharacterized. Gene Ontology annotation, cellular component: transcription factor TFIIIC complex. NCBI's taxonomy places the organism in Eukaryota, Fungi, Ascomycota, Dothideomycetes, Acrospermales, Acrospermaceae. The transcript is spliced from 6 exons. The coding region runs from base 1 to 1920 and encodes 639 amino acids. The record is from RefSeq and is a predicted model, not a curated record. Gene Ontology annotation, biological process: transcription initiation at RNA polymerase III promoter.
AUGUCUGCCGCAAAAAGCACCGGAGUUGAUACAUCCAAGAUCGGGAUUGUUAAGAACAUACCUUCAGCACCCCGUUCAGACGUGCUACCGUACUCUAUUGUUUGUAUCGAACAUCCGUGCAUCAUUAAAGACUUCGACAAAGGUAUCAAAUCCCUUGGUGGUCAGGUAGCUCUCGAGCGGUUUCUCGAUACUGCAUCGCCAAAGGCAGAACAUGAAGCCAGGGAGCAAGAAGCUAAAGAAAAGCAAGAAGCCAAGGAGAAGAAUGGAGACAUAUCAAAGUCAAGAGACAAGGAGAAGGUACAGCACAUGCAUAAGGCUGCGCCUAUCAAGAGAGACAAAAGGACCAUCGGUGUGUCUCUUCGCCCAGACGACUCAAUGGCCAAGAAGAUAACGUCUCGAAUUGUUAACACGAAUAACGUGUUAAUCAAAGUCACCGUCCCCAAACGCACAGGCCGUAAGCGAAAACGAGGGAGCUUAGAGGCGUUUUCUGGGGAUGUCGAAGUCAGUUCUGAUGCCACUAAGGCCGCCGUAAUGUCUGAUCCGAAAGUUAUGAUCAAAAGUCUUCGUGAUAACCCACAGAAAUAUAAUUUCAGGGUCCUUGGUGUCAUUCAAGACACUCAUAGAUUCAGAAGUCUCCCUGACGCACAAUAUGCCACGACUGCUAGCAGUUUCACCAGAGAGUUCCGCAAUACUAUGAUGUCUCUGGAUUAUUCCAAACUCAAAAACUUCAGACUCAAUCCAGCUCUAGCUCUAUAUAGUCCUGAUAAUGACGCCGGUCCACCAGCAGAAUUUUUCCGCAUCGAUGUUCCAUUCAAUUACUCGUACCUUCAAAAUCCUUUGACCUAUUUUGCCCCAGUUUCGAAAGGCGGCCCCCUAAGAGCAUUCAAUUCAAAUCAGUUUCGUAAGCCGCAGAUAGCCAGGAUCGAGUGGGACGCCGAAAAUGUCCCAGAUGCCCCGAUCGGUAUGCAACCAGAAGAGAAACAGUCUCUCCCUGUGCGGCAAUUGAUCAAGGAGCUUCGCGCUUAUUUCGCGAAACGGCCAAUCAACACUACCCGCGUAUUGCGUAUCGAUUUCAGCUCUUCUCGCCAGAACAAGUUUCACGUAGCCUUGCCCUACAUCGGAUAUAGCUUCAAAAUGGGUCCAUGGAAAAAUUGCAUCAUCAGACGUGGGGUCGAUCCACGAAAAAAUCCAAAAUAUCGUUCAUAUCAGACGAUUGGAUUUCAGCUGAAUUCGGACCUGCCAGAAAUGACAUCCCUAUCUCAACUUCGAAACACAGCUACCUCUGUGAUGUUUGAAAGUCAGCAAAGAAGUCCAAUAUAUACAUUCGAUGGCGAACGCUUCACUUCUGAGCAUUGCGUGUGGCAGAUAUGCGAUAUAACGGAUACUCAGCUGCAACAAGUCUUUUCGACGACAGACCUCAGAUCCACGUGUGAUAACCAAAAAACCGGAUGGUAUCAUAUGGGCACAAUCGGAAAAGCAAAAAUUAUCAUGCGCGACAAGAUGUUGGCUUUGCGCAACGGUGUUCCUUUGGAUCCGAUUCUAUAUGAAAGAAUCAUUGGAUUUCCAGACCAUAUCACCGAUGAGAAUAUCGACAAGACUAGGAUUCCGCCAGGGGAUGUCUACAAUGAGACAGAGGCUCGCCUGCUUGGUGAUUUUAGGACCAUCGUUUCACAAUCCAGGAAAUUGCGUACUAACCUGAAAGAGCUUUUCGCAGCAAAUGAUGCCAGCGCGAAUAUCAUCGGGACUGGAGAUGAAGAUGAUGUUCGUAUCAAGGAUGAAGAAGAAGCCAUCAACCUGUUUGAGUACAACGAAGAGGACGAAGAGGACGACGGGGAUGAAGACGGUCCAUAUGAGGAGGCAGAGAUGGCAAAUGAGGAUGACGAAAGUGACGAAGAGGAUGGUCACAUGGAUAUCGACUGAUAUAGUCAUCGUCGUUACUUGCGCACGCCGUUGUAACACAUGAUAGU